Molecule: messenger RNA, 1023 nt
Organism: Pieris brassicae (large cabbage white)
Lineage: Eukaryota; Metazoa; Arthropoda; Insecta; Lepidoptera; Pieridae
Exons: 2
Coding region: 1-540 (179 amino acids)
Source: RefSeq, a predicted model, not a curated record
AUGAGAAAAUGGAAGAUUAUUUUGGCUCAAUACCGAAGAGAAAAGAAAAAAAUCUUGGAUUCAAAAUCUUCAGGUUCUGGGAUUUCAGAUAUAUAUAAGCCAAAAUGGUUUGGUUAUGCAUAUCUGAAUUUCUUUCAAGGGAGGGACGAACUGAACGUGAGCAUAUCAUCACAAGACGAAAGAAAUGAACAAUUAAUACAAGAUAUCCAGCAUGUCACAGAAAAUGAAGAUCAAGAAAGUCCUCAUAAAAGACCAGUCAACAAUUUCAAGGUUCCAAAGAACUCGUUGAAACGUCGUGCUGACGAUGAAGACCCUGUAAUUACUCAUGCUUCGUCGGUUAUGGAUAACGUAAUGAAGCAGCUGGAAGCAAAAAAGCGUGAUGAUGACGAAAUUUUUGCUGCUGCCGUAGCAACGAAAUUAAGGAAAAUUAAAGAUGAGGGAAAGAAGAUUUUAGUACAACGGGACAUUGAUAAUUUAUUGUAUGACGCUAUUAUAGGUACUGGAAAAUAUGCUACGACUCCAAUGCCUUCACCGUAUUGAAACAGGACACAUUUUCUGUAGUUGAUAUCUUGCUUGGAAAUAAAAGGACUAACUGCAUUGACCUUCAACUCAAAAUCUUCGCACAAUAUACAAGUAAAAUUUUGAAAUCCUCUCAAUGGAUCCAAUUUUUUCUCUACUAUAUUUUUUUUCGUUUCUUCAUUGCGUCGUAGUCUCACCUAACAUCGUGGUUUCUUUCUUUCUUUCUUUUUAAGCAGACAACAUAAUAAGACACAGGCUGCAGCACAAACCACAACGUUUUCCUGUCUGUCGCAGUCGGCCAUGGUCGCCAGAAAAACUUCGCAGUGAACAAGUGUGCGACACUGUGCGCUCACAAAAGUUACACACAUCAUUGCCGGUGAAGACAGAAGCCAAACGCGCUUAGUACGUGUUCUGCUAUAGUUUCGCAGAAAAUGUUUGUAAACAAAUUUGCUGCAAGCUUAUAAGACGUAUCUAUUGUGCUAUUCUAAAUGUCAUGCCAUGUAU